Varanus komodoensis (Komodo dragon) is the source of this 3691-nucleotide messenger RNA. RefSeq names its product protein phosphatase 3 catalytic subunit alpha (gene PPP3CA). Gene Ontology annotation, cellular component: cytosol; cytoplasm; calcineurin complex. The transcript is spliced from 13 exons. The coding region runs from base 601 to 2136 and encodes 511 amino acids. Lineage: Eukaryota; Metazoa; Chordata; Lepidosauria; Squamata; Varanidae. Gene Ontology annotation, biological process: calcineurin-NFAT signaling cascade. The record is from RefSeq and is a predicted model, not a curated record. Gene Ontology annotation, molecular function: calmodulin binding; calmodulin-dependent protein phosphatase activity.
AAACCCUGCGAAAGGGGUGGCGGCGCUGGGAGAAGGAGACGACGAAGGCGGCGGCGGCGGCGACGCGGAGGAGGACGAGGCGAGGCGAGGCGAGGCGAGGAUCCCGUGCAGCGCGGCAGGCGGAUCUGGAGCAGCCGUUCGCAUCCCGGACUGUGAUGCGGACUGUUUUGUUUUUGUUUUUGCAGCCCGCGUAAUCUUCGCGUCUCUCGCUCGCGCUCUCCACCCGCCGGCCGUUCAUUAUCCCCCUUCUUUGCCUGUGCGUUCUCCCUUCGCCAGCCUACGGCUGCUUUCUUCCCCUCGACCAGCGAUUCUAAUGCAAGGGAGGCGUGAUUGACAUACAGAAGGAGGAAAAAAAGGUUAAAAAAAUUAGAAAUAUCCGGAGGAGGAUCCGCAGCAGCCGCCACCGCCGCCGCUGAAGGAAAACGAGAAGGGAGAGGACAGACGUGAAGUUGCGCCGCAGCUGAGCCAAAAAGGAGCCGGGGAGACGCCGCUUCCUUGGCCGUCUUUGCUGCCGCCGCCGCCGCCUUCAGCUUUGUGUCUGGUAAGGGAGAAGAGAGCGAGCCUCUGCCGCCUUCCUCCUCCUUUUCCAGAUUGCUGGAAAUGUCUGAGCACAAGGCGCUGGAUCCGAAGUUAUCGACGACGGAGAGGGUGGUGAAAGCUGUCCCGUUUCCUCCAAGUCAUCGGCUCACAGCUAAGGAAGUGUUUGACAGUGAUGGAAAGCCCAGAGUGGAUAUCCUAAAGGCACACCUUAUGAAGGAAGGAAGACUGGAAGAGAGCGUAGCUUUGAGAAUAAUAACAGAGGGUGCUUCAAUUCUCCGCCAGGAAAAAAAUUUGCUGGAUAUCGAUGCCCCAGUCACUGUUUGUGGUGACAUCCAUGGACAAUUCUUUGACUUGAUGAAGCUGUUUGAAGUGGGAGGUUCUCCUGCCAACACACGGUACCUUUUUCUUGGGGACUAUGUUGACAGAGGGUACUUCAGUAUUGAAUGUGUGCUGUAUUUGUGGGCCUUGAAAAUUCUUUAUCCCAAAACACUGUUUUUACUGCGUGGGAAUCAUGAAUGUAGACAUUUAACAGAGUAUUUCACAUUUAAACAAGAAUGUAAAAUAAAGUAUUCAGAACGUGUGUAUGAUGCCUGCAUGGAUGCCUUCGACUGCCUUCCCUUGGCUGCUCUGAUGAACCAGCAGUUCCUGUGCGUGCAUGGUGGCCUCUCCCCAGAGAUCAACACUUUAGAUGAUAUCAGAAAAUUAGAUCGAUUCAAGGAACCACCUGCAUAUGGACCCAUGUGUGACAUCCUGUGGUCAGAUCCCCUAGAGGACUUCGGAAAUGAGAAGACUCAAGAACAUUUCACUCACAACACAGUCAGGGGGUGUUCAUAUUUCUACAGUUAUCCUGCUGUAUGCGACUUCCUACAGCACAAUAACUUAUUAUCUAUACUCCGAGCUCAUGAAGCCCAGGAUGCCGGGUAUCGUAUGUACAGGAAAAGCCAGACAACAGGCUUCCCUUCACUAAUUACAAUUUUUUCAGCACCAAACUAUCUAGAUGUAUACAAUAACAAAGCUGCAGUAUUGAAAUAUGAGAACAACGUUAUGAAUAUCAGACAGUUUAACUGUUCUCCUCAUCCAUACUGGCUUCCUAAUUUCAUGGACGUUUUUACCUGGUCUUUGCCAUUUGUUGGAGAGAAAGUGACAGAGAUGCUGGUCAAUGUUCUGAACAUUUGCUCAGAUGAUGAACUUGGAACAGAGGAAGACGGCUUUGAUGGUGCCACAGCUGCAGCUCGAAAAGAAGUGAUAAGGAACAAGAUCCGGGCAAUAGGCAAAAUGGCACGAGUGUUCUCUGUGCUGAGGGAGGAGAGUGAAAGUGUGCUGACACUGAAAGGGUUGACUCCAACAGGAAUGCUGCCCAGUGGGGUGCUCUCUGGAGGAAAACAAACUCUGCAAAGCGCGAUCAAAGGAUUCUCACCACAACAUAAGAUCACGAGCUUUGAAGAAGCCAAAGGCUUGGAUCGGAUUAAUGAGAGGAUGCCCCCACGCAGGGAUGCCAUGCCAUCAGAUGCCAACCUUAACUCCAUCAACAAGGCCAUCUCCUCAGAGACUAAUGGCACUGACAGUAAUGGCAGUAAUAGCAGCAAUAUUCAGUGACCAUUUCUGACUUGUGAUUUUUUUGUUUUGGAGCUGCAGGGCAUGAUGGGAUAACUGCUCAUCAGCAGUUGGAUGUUCUUGCCUCUGAUGAUAGCUUUCUUGCUCUGGGGGCCAGGUGUUGGAUUCAGUUUACAAUAUCAUCUAAGAAGAGAUAGUAAACUUUAUUUUGGUGGGUGGGGGGUGGGGGUUAAACACCUCCUUGGAUAUGCCUUUAAAAUGCUUGUAGAAAACUAAAUGAAAGCUAAUGCUGGUAUAUAUUGCAAAGUUAGGGGAAUGAACAUGUUUUCCUACUGCAUUGGAAACUUCUAGAUAUGUUAACUGAAAGGCCUUUUAUUAUGUUACUGGAUAUGACAACUUUGUCUGAUUUCUUACUAACUAUUGUACGUUUACAGUUGCAGCACUAAACAUGGACAACAUCAAAACAUUUUUAACAAAGUGAUGUACAAACUAAAUAAGUAGACUAUUUAUUGAUAAUGUUUUGCUACUCUUGUCAGACGAUGGCGAUCUUAAAAAAAAUUAGGCAAUCUUUAAAGAAGAUAUAAAAAUAAAAAGAAUGUUGCAAAUUUGUUAAAAAUGCCAAAAAGGACAGUUUAAUUUUGUACAGAUUAUGCUUACCUCAGGUUUCUUUAGUGUGCUUGAAUGCCCUUCUUUAAAUAGAACAUUUACCUUAAUUAAUUUGGCAGUGAUAAAUCUUUUUCUUUUAAGUUCUUAAGAAAAAAAACUGGAAUAAUGAUAUCCUUCUUUUUUUCUUUCUUUUUUUCUUUUUGCUGUUUAUAUUUAGGAUUAUUAUUAUAUUAUUAUUAUUUUGGCAAAUCAAGUCUUGGUUGUGGCUUGCUGAAUUUAAAUAUUUAUGAGUGGUGCAUUUUUAAGUAUAGUGAACAAGACACCAUAUUAAGUGCAGUGAAAGCAUCUAUAUUCUGUAAAAAUCUGCCUAUGCAUGUUUUUUAAGAAAAAAAAUUGGCUGUAUAGGCCUGUAUGGGACUGUAAUGCGCUUAGUGGUCUGACUUAUACUGGAAAUGUAUGUAUACUGGCGUACUUUAUAUUCUCUAAAAAGAAAAUGCUAAUGCCUUUGAAAUUUUGUAAUCAAAAAAAAAGCUUUGAAAAAUCUAAGGGGGAGAGUAUUCUUAAAAGUUUUUAAUAUAAGCUUGUCAGUGCACAUAUAGAUGGGUAGCAUGUUUAGCAAACCUUGUGAAAUUUAAACUAAGUUUGUAGUUACAUGUGAAACUAAAUGCAUGAAAACUGUUAAUGUCAUGAUGGUUUAGUCAUUUUGUUACGUUCUGUCAUGUGCCACAAAAUGUGUAAUUUUUUCACUUUUUUCCCAUUGUAUAUCAGUUACGGGUUACAACUGGUUCAUUCUUAAAGGAAGAGGAAAAAAAAACCAACAAAACAGUCCACUGAUAUUUUUUAACAAUUGUAUAAGUGCCCAAGUAAUUCACUACAGCCUACAGCCUUGCCUUUGUAAUUUGACUUAUGAAAUGUUGGCAAUCAAAGCAUGCACUUGUAACAAUGAAAAAAAAAACAUUUUAUAUUACUACUCAAUAAAAAUGUGCAUGAA